Drosophila subpulchrella is the source of this 1909-nucleotide messenger RNA. Its product is annotated as fatty-acid amide hydrolase 2-A. The record is from RefSeq and is a predicted model, not a curated record. NCBI's taxonomy places the organism in Eukaryota, Metazoa, Arthropoda, Insecta, Diptera, Drosophilidae. The transcript is spliced from 6 exons. Bases 193 to 1794 code for a protein of 533 amino acids.
GUGCCGAUCGCCACGCGUAGUCCACGAUCCGCAGUCGAAGAGCUCGGUGGUGUUCCAGGUGCAGUGCCAGUCCCCACUUUCAGUUUCACUUCAGAGGCGAUUCAGCUACAGCUAAUCCACUUCCCCUGAGUUCCGAGCGAAGUCCGCCGAUUUGAAUACAAGCACCUUUUGGUGACCCACAGCCUGCUCGAAAUGGAGAUCAUUCUACGAUUGUUGGCCUUUGUGCUGAAUGCCUUUGGCAUGCUGGUGAACAAGAUAUUGGAUUUGGUACUGCCACGUCAGAAGCCCAAAUACCCGGGCAUUCGUAAUCCCCUGCUCAAGAAGUCCGUAAUUGAACUGGUCACCCAUUUGCGACGCGGUGAGAUCACCUCGGUGGAGUUGGUAAGCGCAUAUAUAGCACGAGUCCAGGAGGUCAAUCCCUCUUUGAAUGCCGUCAUCGAGGAUCGGUUCGAGGCUGCUCUGCAGGAUGCCAGACUGGCGGACCAGUUCAUCGCAAAGGCGAGCUCAGAGUUCGAUCGGGUGGCCCUGUACACCAAGUAUCCCAUUCUGGGCAUACCCUUUACAGUCAAGGAAUCGUGCGGUCUUAAGGGAUUAUCCUUCGCCGUGGGCAGUCUUGCUCGCAAGAAUAUGAAAGCUGCCCAGGAUGGCGAGGUGGUAGAGCUAGUUCGGGCUGCCGGUGGCAUACCCCUUCUGGUAUCUGCCAAUCCCGAGUUUUGCAUGAGUUUCGAGACGAGCAACAAUAUCCAGGGGCGUUGCCUAAACCCCUACGACCUGAAACGCACUUCCGCCGGAUCUUCGGGUGGCGAGGGAUCCUUGAAUGGUAGUGGAGCCACUACUUUUGGAGUGGGCUCCGAUAUCAGCGGUUCCAUUCGCCUGCCUGCCUUGUUCUGCGGUGUUUUUGGCCACAAGCCCACUGGUGGACUUACAACGGUCAAGGGACACUUCCCAUACUCACUGACGGACAAGAAGUUCCCGAAGAUGCUGCAGAUUGGUCCCAUCACAAGAUUCGCCAGGGAUUUGCCUUUGCUGUUAGAAAUCAUGGCGGGCGAUAACAAGCACAAGCUGAAAAUGUCAGAACCAGUGGCCCUGAAGGACAUGAAGGUAUACUAUGCCUUUGGGUACUCGGGAUUUAACUCUCUUACCCAUCCCGCGGUGGACUUUGAUAUUAAGCUGGCCAUUACCAAGGCCGUCAAGUGCUUGGAAAGCGGCGGAGUUCAGGCCAAGAAGUUGGAUCUUAAAUUCCUCAGCAACUCUCUGGAGGUUGCCCUGGUUUCUCUGGUGGACUUGAAGGGACUGCCCAGUAUUGUGACCCAGCGUGCAGAUCGGGAUCCCUCGAUGCGUUUGCUGAUGGUGGAGCUCUUCAAUAGCAUUAUAGGUCACUCGAUCUUCACCAAAGAGGCGAUGGUUCUCGAGGUGAUGAAGCGUUUCAAUGGCCUAAUGGCCUCUGGCAACAUGGAGGAGUAUCGCGCAGAUGUCCAGAAGAUCAAAAGCCAUUUGAAUCAACUACUUGGCACUCGAGGAGUCCUCAUCCUGCCCACCUUCCACACCAGCGCCCUCUGCUUCCACACCUCACUGUUGAAUGUCACGGGGAUCGAUAAUAUGCUGCUCUUCAACGUCCUUGGCCUGCCCGCCACCCAUGUGCCCAUGGGGAUUAGCCAAAGGGGGAUGCCAAUUGGGUUACAGGUGGUGGCCGCCCAAUAUCAGGACAAGCUCUGCCUAAAGGUCGCCGCCGAGCUAGAGGCCGUCUUCCACGGAUGGGUGCCACCGGUCCCACAUGCCACCGACACCAAGUGAAGAUCCCUAUUCUAUCCAGUUAAGGUUAAAGGUUAAAAUUUGUUUAAAGUUCUAGUAGUGUUGUAUAGAUAAAAGUGAAGUUCUUUAAUAUAUAUAUAUAGGCCAUCAAAUUUUA